Halichondria panicea is the source of this 1623-nucleotide messenger RNA. RefSeq names its product protein ERGIC-53-like. Gene Ontology annotation, molecular function: D-mannose binding. The transcript has 9 exons. Bases 65 to 1507 code for a protein of 480 amino acids. NCBI's taxonomy places the organism in Eukaryota, Metazoa, Porifera, Demospongiae, Suberitida, Halichondriidae. Gene Ontology annotation, biological process: endoplasmic reticulum to Golgi vesicle-mediated transport. Gene Ontology annotation, cellular component: Golgi membrane; COPII-coated ER to Golgi transport vesicle; endoplasmic reticulum-Golgi intermediate compartment. The record is from RefSeq and is a predicted model, not a curated record.
AAACAUACCCAGACUCUGAUAUUACUCACAGUUCCUUUGUUCCUGGAAGUCGUCAAGAAAGAAGAUGGAUUACCGAAGCUGCUUACUGUUGUUGUUUAUAGGCCACAGUGUUUAUGGAGGCCUGCCACAACUCUACCAAAUACACAGCAAGUUCCAGUAUAAGCACACGUUCAAGGGACCUCACCUCACCAACUCUAAGGGACAUAUACCAUUCUGGGAACAUGGAGGAAGUGCUAUUGCGAGUGACGAGUCUAUUCGAGUGUGCCCGUCCGUCAAGAGUCGUAGAGGGUGGGUGUGGUCUGUAAACCCAUUGGCCGCUGAUCACUGGAUGAUGGACAUUAGCAUGAGGAUUACUGGGAGACUUAAGAACGGAGCUGAUGGAAUGGCGGUAUGGUUCACUGAGUCUAAGGGUACGGAGGGCAGUGUCUAUGGCAACACAGAGUUGUGGAAGGGACUUGGAAUUAUCAUGGACUCUUUCGACAACGACGGUCAACACGACAACCCUCGUAUCCAAGUCGUCCUUAACGACGGUACGAGGCAGUACCAACAUCACACGGAUGGUAAGAACACAGAGAGUGGUGGUUGUGUCAAGGACUUUAGGAACAGGCCUUACCCCGUCAAAAUGAAGGUGGUCUAUCUCAGAGGAACCUUGGAGGUGUGGAUUCACGAAGGUGUUAGCCUCACAGAAGACGACUACGAGUUGUGUACCAAGCUGGAACACCUGCCCGAGUUGUCAUGGUUACCUAAACAAGGUUACCUGGGGGUCAGUGCAGCCACGGGGGGUCUCUCUGACGACCACGAUGUCCUCUCAUUCGUCACACAUUCUAUCACCCCCCUAGAAACAAAAGCACAAGAGCGAGCCCAGGAAAGAGUUGACGAGACGAAGUUGAAUGAUUUGUCCGACCAGUAUGCCAAAAUGGCCAAGGAUUUUGAUAAUCGUCGAGACACGUACCAACAGGAGCACAAUAAGGGAAGUGUGGAUGACUGGCAACGAGAGGUGGAGACUGAGCAGAGCAUGCGAUUGGUCGCUGACAUGCAGACUGCACUGCAUCGGGAGAUCAGGGCUGUCGCUCAAAAGGUUGAUCUGCUCAUUACUGGUGGAGCUGGUGGCGUGGACAGAGGUCGACCAAUGGACGCUGUCGGUUCCUCACUAGCAACAGAGAUAUCUCACAUCAAAACAACAGAGUCAAACAUUCUACACCAGCUGGCUGACCUAAGGGCUGCAAUGGACCGUACAGUGCCUGAGGGCGGUAAGGCGACCCUCUCCGAGCAGCUGCAGCCGGUGUACGAGACCAAGGCGAUGGUGUCGGCUCAGGCACAGAGUAUAGAGAGCGUGCUCACUGAGUUGAAGACUCUUGCCGCUAACAAGUGCCCCACUUCUAGUGAGACGUCGGCUUGUCUAACACCGUGGCUCUUUGUGGUUGUCGUGGCGAUGCAACUGAUAGUGAUGCUCGGCUACUCCAUUUAUAGACAAGCUCAAGAAAGAAAUGCAAAGAAAUUUUUCUAGUGACUAAAUAGAAAUAGACCAAUCACAUGAGGCAAUGAAUCAUUAGCUAUAGUAGGCGUCUUUCUCAUUACAUGAAGUAUUUUCAUAACUAUUAUAAAUUUUUGGCGAAGUUUCAA